Messenger RNA from Contarinia nasturtii (swede midge), 2876 nucleotides. It is a transcript of the gene S, whose product is annotated as protein Star. The transcript has 5 exons. NCBI's taxonomy places the organism in Eukaryota, Metazoa, Arthropoda, Insecta, Diptera, Cecidomyiidae. The coding region runs from base 555 to 1685 and encodes 376 amino acids. The record is from RefSeq and is a predicted model, not a curated record.
UCGUCUUAUGAUGGCUGCGUGUAGUCGGAGGCGCACACAGCAUUUCUAUUGCACACACCAACACAAACAAUUCGACAAAUCUAACGAUUGGUUCGAAGCUCACAGCGUACAAAACAAAAAUAUUUCUCUUUUGAACUAAAGUGCCUUUAUAUCGCAUAUACACAACAACAUUUAAAACAAACGAAAAAAAAAGAUUGUAUUCGUUUUUUAGUUGAACAAUUUACAAUUUUCUACACCGAAAAAAGAAACUGAAUUGUGAGUUUUUUCCAGCGAAAAUAUCGUUUAGAAUUUCAGUUUUUUAAUUGUGAAGAGAAAUCGAAGAACUUUUCUCAUUUUGGAAUUAAGUGAAUAUUGUGUAUACGGUUGGAACGGAAAUGGUAGAAGUUGGAGUGCUGUAAAUCUGUACAUCUAUUUUACCAUUCUGAAGAUUUUUGGAGGAAUUACAACUUGAUAUCCAAAAAUUGUGGCAUCGCAUAACAUUCAGCCCAAUUUAAAUUAAGGCUCUUAUUGAAUUUUUAUAUUGAUGCAUCAGCUGUAGUAGUGAAUCGAUCAAGAUGACUGUAACGAUGAAUACAGCAACUAAGGAGCCAAUGCCAAAUCAAUUUGGCGCAAUGAAUCCCGUGUAUGGUGCACCAAAUGCCAUACCAACCAUUUGCAUGAGCUUAUAUCCAACGAAUGUUAAUUAUCCGGUAAAGAAACCAAUUGAAACAGCCAAAGCGACCAAAACAUCACAACUUAGAAAACUUAUACCGAUUAUCUGUGGACUACUAACAUUCGCAACAGUUCUAAGUAUUUUAAUCAUUUUUAUGGAUACAUCAGAAAUCCGCUUGCAAAAAUUCCGCUUGAAUAUGACACGUGAUGAAGAACUGAACAUUCAACGCGAUAAUCCGGAACUGGUGGCAUAUAUUCGUUGGCAAUUAUCACAGCGUAAAAGUGUACCACCUGUGCCUAGCUAUAGCAAACGUAACGGUCUGGUACCAGAAUUAGCGAUGGAAAUUGCUAGGCAUGUAAAUUUAAAAGAUAACGGGUAUUUUGUGCAGUCAUUAACAAAUUUCAAUGGCGAAUUUUUGACCGGCCCAUGGUUAGCUGAACACCUGAACUGGGGUGGACUCAUCAUUGAGCCGGAUGCACAUAAAUUUUUUUCAUUGUGCAAAGAAACACUGAUGCAACCAAAAGUUCAGGUUAUUCAAGCUUGCGUGUCACCAAACAAUCAUCCACGCGAGAUUGCUUUGCGUGAGGAAGACAAUGAUAGCAGUGAAGUGCAAAUUGCCAGUUUAGUAAGUGGCAAUCAAUCAUGGUUCUUUCCACGAGCCAAAUGUUAUCCAUUGUACUCGCUGAUGCUGGCCGUGAAUCGAACGGAAAUCGAUGUUCUCAGCUUAGGUUGUCAGAGCCAAGAAAUUGAGAUUUUGCGAACGGUUCCAUUUGACAAAGUGAAAAUUCGAGUCAUAACAAUUCAUUUUAAUGGAUAUUAUGAAGGUGAUUAUCCAGCGUACGAUAGUGAGUUUGCAACGAAACUCAUUGAUCUGACAACCAAGUUCCUGCAAUCAAAGUCAUAUCGUUUGGAAAAGAUAAUUGAUCAAAAUUACAUUUACACAUUGGUCGAUGGAAAAAAUGCGAUAAGCAAAGAGUCCAUGACAGGCGUUGUCAGGCCAGCGAAAAUAUAUGACAAAAGAUUGAGUAAAUGAGAAACUAAAUCAAUUUUGAUUUAAACGAUAUGAACAAGAAGAAGAAGAAGAAGAAGAAAACUAUAUAUCAAAUUAAAGACACUAUAGGGAAUGCAUUUCAAAUACCGUUUAGUCACUUUUAAAUGUUGGUUAGCACGCUCUCGAUUAAACAGUUUUUUUAGCAGAACAGAAAUAACGCGUAAAAAUAAAGCAAUUAAGGAUAAUAAUGAAAAGAAAAAUAGACACGUAAUGCUAGAGAACCGAAAUAGAUUUUCAUAUGAUCUCGAUAUUCGUUUGUAUUAAAUUAAAAUCCUCCGAGAUACAAACGCGAACACAAACCCACUUAAACUCAAUACAUUUUAAAUGCACCUCGGUCACGAAGUAAACGUUCCAUCGACAGAUUCAAUGAUUAUUGUUUAAUAAUGCACGUAUACAUUCGAAUUAUUUAUUAUGUUUACAACCACACUUUCUUUUUUUUUUCUUGCUUUCCAUUUCUCGCGGUCAUUUGAACAUUGGCGAUUCAAUGCAUUCGUUAUAUAUUUACUUACUUAUAUUAUAUAUCAUUGAUAACAACCAUUGCGUUCGGAUUUUGAAGGCUUUUUACUCAUCACUAUGUAUAAUAUGCAAUUGACGGCGGUUAUGCGCGCGAGUUAUUAUUACAUGACUUACCAUUCCGAAAAGCAAAUGAUUAUUAUUAAUAUUAUUUCAUACAAUGGAUAUCUAUUUGGAUUUUCAUUUUUCUCGUUGUUGAUCAUUUACGCAGAGAAUUUUAUCGUCGAAAGAUUCGUGAGUAUUUUGUAAAAUAUCUCAUUUGAAAACAAGCAAAAAAAAGAAAUCGAUUUGUUUUUUCUUUAUCGAAUCUAUAUAUAUUGUACACAAAAUCAAAUUCCAAAACUCUCGAUCCGUCUCAUGUUACAUUUCAAUCUGAUAUUGCAUUCCACAAUAUUCAGAGUAAAAAGCCUACAUAGCAUUUCCCCACAUUUUUCAUUCAUUUUCUUUUGUUAGUAUAGUAUUUAUAUUAUCUAUAUAUAUUGCAAGUAUUAUUAGUAGGAGGUUGUCAUUUUCAAAUUGUUUAGUAGUUACAUUCUUCAUAUUUUCGUACCAUCGGCCAAUUCAUGUAAACAACAAUAAGUUUUUUUAGUGUCAAUUAUUUUUUCGAUUGGAUUUAAAGAAAAGAGAAACGAUUCUUUUUUUCUCAUUUUUAUUUAAACA